Messenger RNA from Bursaphelenchus xylophilus (pine wood nematode), 2337 nucleotides. NCBI's taxonomy places the organism in Eukaryota, Metazoa, Nematoda, Chromadorea, Rhabditida, Aphelenchoididae. The record is from the annotation of a GenBank genome assembly.
AUGAAUCCCUCAACUUCCCAAAGUAGUUCUGACGCGUUUUACGACGUGCAAUUUGGAGACGUAAAGUUCCGUCUCUUGAAGAGGUACCAAAACGCAUGGCCUAUUGGAGCCGGCGCUCAGGGAUGCGUAAUGUAAGCUUUUUUGAUUGUUGUCGCUCAAAUCCUGCUUACAGUGGGGUGCCUGAUCCAGUGGCAAAAAAACAUACCAUUUUGCAUCCGGGAAGUAUCAAAAACACAGCAAAAUACCUCCCUCUCCAACUAAAAACACCUUUUUGAAGAGCGCGCCUUUUCCCUCACAAACAUUUGCGCUUUUGAAAUUGAGGUCUUUUCGCUUGGAGAGGGAGGUAUUUUGCUGUGUUUUUGAUACUUCCCGGAUGCAAAAUGAUACUUUUUUUCAACUCGACCAUUGAAAAAACUUUUACAAUGCUUUUAGACGUGCCGUCGACACUAUGACGUCUUGCAGGGUUGCCAUCAAGAAGUUGACUCGCCCCUUCAGCAACGACGUCAACGCUAAACGAGCGUAUCGUGAGUUCUCCGUCCUCAACUUGUCCAAUCAUCCAAAUGUAAGCCUAUUACUCAACACACAUGCCGGUUUCAUUUUAGAUUAUCAGACUGUUGAACGCCUACACGCCACAACAGACUUUGGACGCCUUCAGCGACGUUUAUUUGGUCAUGGAGCACAUGGACUUUACUUUGAAUCAAGUCAUUCAGCUGGAAUUGGACCACAAACAAAUCUCGUUUUUAUUAUGUCAGAUGUUGCGCGGGAUCAGUCAUCUGCAUAGAGCCGGGAUCGUUCAUCGAGUAAGUUCCACAACUACAGGAAGGUAAUACUUUCAGGACAUAAAGCCCAGUAACAUUGUUGUGAACGAGACCUGCGACCUCAAAAUCAUCGACUUCGGGCUGGCUCGAAACAUCGCAGACGCCGUUAUGUUGAGUCCGUAUGUGGUGACACGUUACUAUCGCGCACCCGAGAUCAUCCUCGGCAUUGGUUACAACGCCAACGUGGAUGUCUGGUCGAUUGGUUGCAUUUUUGCGGAAAUCAUUACGGGCCAAGUCUUAUUCCGCGGCCGGGACCCAAUCGAACAGUGGGCCAGAAUUGUAGAACUUGUGGGAACUCCGGGCCCAGAGUUCAUUGGAAGGAUGGUGGCCAACGCCAGAACUUAUGUUGAAUCUAGGCCACGACAUCAGGCAACUCCGUGGGAGACCCUGUUUCCGGAUAACUGCUUUCCGGAGCGGCAAUCUGGUAAGCAUGUCAAAACAUAAGAGUGAAGAUAGAAGUAUUCACGAGUCAUUUUCAAAAAGCACCCUAAAUUCGCUCACUUUUUGGCUCGCACGCGAUUCUUUCAUUUUGCUGACCGAAACGGCAAGCAAAUCUUUCGCGGCGAGCAAUUUUGUAAUUUUGCGUCCCGCGGCAAGCGAAAUUAUAAAAUUGCGUACGGAAAGACUUAAAGACCGGGCCGGCAGCCAAGUCUAGUUCCGCGUAUUCUCUGGGCAAAGAUCGUUCAGUAUCUCGGCCGAUCCUGAAAAGCACAAAGAAAAUCUGAGCGGAACUUGGAAGCCUGCUCUUGUUCCGUGACGGACCUGAUCCAGUGGCAAAAAACGUGCCAUUUUGCAUCUGGGAAGUAUCAAAAGCCCAGCAAAACACCCCCCUCUCCCCCACAAAAUAAGCGCGCGCGCUUUUGAAACCGAAUUCUCUACACUUGGGGAGGGAGGUAUUUUGCCGCAUUUUUGAUACUUUCCGGAUGCAAAAUGGCACGUUUUUUGGCGCACUGGAUCAAGUCCGCCACAAGAGAAGGCUUCCAAAUUCCGCUCAGACUUUCUUCUUGCUUUGCAGGAUCAGCCGAGAUACUGAUCGAAUUUUGUGGCCCAGAGAGUACGCGGAACGCGGGGAACGUCCAGAUAGAAAAACCCUUUUUGACCAUAUUUUUGUCAGUUUCGCACGAAAAAGAUCGAUUUUGCGCAUGAAAAGCAAAACUUGGCCAUAAAUACAUUUCUUCCAGAUAAGCUUUCCGCCGAAUGUGCACGCGACCUGCUCUCCAAGAUGCUUGUCAUCGAUUCACGCAACCGUUACACAAUCGAACAGGCCCUUCAACAUCCCUACGUGAACUGGAAGGAUGAGGAAUUUAACGCUUCAUCACAUCCGACAUACAAUUCGGAAAUCGAAGUGGGAGAGCGUUCUGUUAAUGAGUGGAAACGUAGGUCAAUCUUUCAGUGUUUAACACAAUGUUUAGGGCUGAUCUACGACCAGAUCAAGGAGUAUGAGCGAACACACGACAUUUUUGGUGGUCAAGGAAGUAACUUGGCCGGACAGCAGGAUGUCGGUAAUGACACAUUAUAG